CCCAAAGUGGAUAUACCUCCGCCACCCCUACCACUCAUACCACCUCCAGAUGAUGAAGAGACCACCAGAUCGUUGCCCAGCUCGACGGAAAUAAGCGAAUCGGAGGCGCGACAGGCGCUCAUUAAACAUAUAGCCAACCGAUGCUGUUAUGGGAAAGGAGUCGCCAAAGACAUGUCAAUCAUCAAAAUAGAGCAUAUGUGCGCUUUUCAUUCGCUUUCCUCUGUUUACACAACCCGAAAACUCGGGAUAAAUCCCCCAGCUAUGGACAGUCACACGAGUAUAGACGCCACCAAUCUAUGGUAUAUUGAAGCCAAGCCGACCGCCAACUUCCAGAAUCAGGUCUCCCAGAUGGAGGUACCCAAUACGGCAACCCUUCGCAUGUGUCACUUGUGUGGCGGCGUCGGAAGGAAACGAUGCCUAACCUGCACUGGAAAUGGAUAUGAAUCGUGUUUCUCGUGUCACGGCGAUGGACACAAGCCGUCAUUCAGUAGCGGCAAUGGGGAACGGGAGCGAUGCUGGAAGUGUAUGGGCAGUGGCCGACUCCGGUGCUGGAAGUGCAACGGCGAGGGUCGCACUCAGUGCCACACGUGUACGGGAACGGGUCAAUUGAAAUGCUUUAUGCGACUCCUAAUUACCUGGUCAAACCAUUUGGACGACUUUGUGUUGGAUAAGGCCUCCACAUCAGUACCCGACCAUCAAAUUAAAUCAGUUACGGGGGAAGUGGUGUUUGAAGAGGAACAGCACCGGGCCUCCACAGCAGUACCCGACCAUCAAAUUAAAUCAGUUACGGGGGAAGUGGUGUUUGAAGAGGAACAGCACCGGAGACAUCGGGUUCGUCUCAUUCCAAUGGCUUCAAUCCAUUACCUAUGGAAAGGUGCGGCCGCACAGUAUCUGGUGUACGGCCACGAGAUGCGAGUACACGCACCUCACUAUCCACAGACAUGUUGUUGCGGUUGUCUCAUCCUAUAGACCACUAAUUGGGCCAAUACUACACAAUCACAUCAAUUAUAAUGCCUAUCCUUUAUUCUUAACUAUUGUUUGCAUUUAUUUCUGAACCAAUUUUUGUUGUUUCGUUUCGUUUUCUACACAUAAAUGUUUAUAAAUUAUAUUUAAUUAUUAUCAUUACCACUGUUAUUGUAGUUAUUUACGUUGAAUGCU
Oppiella nova is the source of this 1158-nucleotide messenger RNA. The record is from the annotation of a GenBank genome assembly. Lineage: Eukaryota; Metazoa; Arthropoda; Arachnida; Sarcoptiformes; Oppiidae.